UAAUUUCAAACGAUUUUAUUUUUAGUCACACGUGCGACACGUGGCGAUACAGUAGCUCCACUCGGAGUCUCGGACUAUCAGUUUCCACCGCAAAAUUACCAUCUCCGAAAAGACACGGACUUGAACGGUUCUUUCAGUUCGUGAACAAGAUCCAAAAAAACACGAAGAUCAUGAUGUCGACGACUCUCGCUUGCAACGUUUCUGCAAAAGCUGUCUCUCGUCUUCCCAAGAUCGAAUCUUCGUCUUCCUCCUCGGAACCGUACAGUAACCAGGCCAUGAAGAGAUGCUUGCGAUGCAACACGCUCUACCUCCACGCCCACAACUCUCCCACCGCCUGCUCCUUCCAUGGCCAUACCAACGGAGACAAGGGUCUGUUCGCGUUAGCUCCGCCGCAUCAGGGAAUCGACGGAGAGUGGACGGACAGUUCCGGCGUGAUCGUUUACAAGUGGAACGACAAACACAACAGACCAAACACUGGUCCUUCCAACUGGAGACGGCGAUGGAGUUGCUGCUCUGAGUACGAUGAAAACGCCCCUCCCUGUCGGAAAGGCUUCCAUGUCUGCUACGACGAUGGCUUCACCCUCUUCUAGUUUCAUACCCAUCUCUUGUUUUCCACAGAUAUGAUCAUAUACAUAUAUGUAUUCACCAAUAAUCAUCAAA
This is a messenger RNA of Tarenaya hassleriana, 660 nucleotides long. RefSeq lists its product as uncharacterized. The coding region runs from base 171 to 590 and encodes 139 amino acids. The record is from RefSeq and is a predicted model, not a curated record. NCBI's taxonomy places the organism in Eukaryota, Viridiplantae, Streptophyta, Magnoliopsida, Brassicales, Cleomaceae. The transcript is spliced from 2 exons.